This is a messenger RNA of Telopea speciosissima, 1308 nucleotides long. Its product is annotated as transcription termination factor 1, mitochondrial-like. Gene Ontology annotation, molecular function: double-stranded DNA binding. The record is from RefSeq and is a predicted model, not a curated record. Gene Ontology annotation, biological process: regulation of DNA-templated transcription; chloroplast organization. Bases 78 to 1199 code for a protein of 373 amino acids. Lineage: Eukaryota; Viridiplantae; Streptophyta; Magnoliopsida; Proteales; Proteaceae. Gene Ontology annotation, cellular component: chloroplast. The transcript has 2 exons.
ACGAGAGGAGAUUGGGAAGUCCAUGCCUGGAACCUGUUCGAUCCCGAACUCUUGUAAGUGAUUAACCCUCUCCCAGAAUGUUUAGCUUCUGUAGCAGAAAGUUUUUUCGUAUAAAGUGGUCUGGUGAUUUAUCAACAUUUUUCCUUCUCAUUCGAAACUCAUCUCUUAGGUUUAAUUCAAAUGCCACAGAACAACCGUCUCUCACAAUAGAUUAUCUCAUGAACAGAUGUGGGUUAACCCAAGAAUCUGCUCUUAAAACCUCCCAAAGGAUUAAUAUCAAAUCCACCACAAAAGCAGAUUCGGUUCUCGCACUCCUAAACAGCUAUGGAUUACCCAAACCCUGUAUCUCAAAGUUAAUCACCAACUACCCAACAGUACUCUCUGCGAAUCCUAAGAAAACCUUGGAACCCAAGAUUGAAUAUUUCUCUAAUAUAGGGAUUUCAGGCCCCGACCUGGCAAGGAUCAUCUCUAAGGACCCAACCAUACUAGCGAAUGCCAGUUUGAGAAACAAAAUUAUUCCUUCAAUGGAGUUCCUUAGGAGUUUCCUUCACGAUGGUAAGAGUAUUGCUCUGGCCUUGAGUCGGUUGAGGUGGAAUCGGGGGUUUCAAAGAAUGAUGGAACCUAAUAUUGAGAUCUUGAGAAAUCAGGGAGUGUCGGAAUCUGGGAUUUCAAAACUAAUUAUACUAUGUCCUCAAUUACUUACAUGGAAACAACCUCAAUUUAAUGAUGUUGUCCUGCAAGCCAAGGAAAUGGGAUGUGAUCCCUCAAGGAUGAUGUUUAUCUAUGCUGUCCGCACGCUGUCACAGAUGAGUAAGACUACGUUGGAAGCGAAACUGGAGGUUUAUAGGAGUUUUGGAUGGUCGGAGGAUGAGAUUCUGUGCAUGUUCAGAAAACAACCAUAUUGUCUGGCUCGCUCAGAGAAAAUUCUUAGGAUGCAAUUGGAUUUCUUCAUAAACAAACUGAGUUGGACUGCAGCUGAAGUUGCCAAGAUCCCAGUUAUUUUAAAUUUCAGCUUGGAGAAGAGAAAUGUUCCAAGGUGUUCUGUUAUUCAAGUUCUUCUCUCCCAGGGUCUAAUGAAGAAACAAAGUAUUGGUUCUGCACUGCUAAUGAAUGAUGCGAGGUUUUUGGAAAACUUUGUUAGGAAAUAUCACCAGGAGCUACCUCAGCUGUUGCAGGAGUACAAACGUAACAUGGAAUGACUUGGGAACUGGGAUUGAUGAUUUGUAGAAUUUAUUCUUACAAUUUGACACGUAUUUACAUUUUUUGUACUUGAUGAUACUCAGGCAAUGUAAACGUCUAGGUUAUUUA